Gekko japonicus is the source of this 2191-nucleotide messenger RNA. RefSeq names its product basic leucine zipper nuclear factor 1 (gene BLZF1). Lineage: Eukaryota; Metazoa; Chordata; Lepidosauria; Squamata; Gekkonidae. Bases 192 to 1370 code for a protein of 392 amino acids. Gene Ontology annotation, cellular component: Golgi membrane. The transcript is spliced from 8 exons. The record is from RefSeq and is a predicted model, not a curated record. Gene Ontology annotation, biological process: Golgi to plasma membrane protein transport; Golgi organization.
CGUUGGGCGGAAAAUAGUGGUGAUACCGGAAGCUGCGCUAAGAAGGCGAAAGAAGAUCUGGGAGAGGACUGAGUAAAAGGGGGACGAUGCGGAGGUUGAAAAAGCAUCGUGGAAUAAGGAUCACCUCCUUCCCACCUCCGAUUUAAGCUUUUAGCUUAUCGUGGUACAUUAUUUCUAGAUCUAGCAGCAAAAUGGCAACUUUGCAGGAAACAGAAAACACAUCAGCUGACUAUGCCACCUCACCCAUCCGUGGACCUGGAGAUGGCAUGGAAACAGAGCAACCACCUAAAGCUAUUGAAAUUGUCCACACCUCAACCAGUCACGUCCAACUCAGCCCACACAAGAAAGUUCUUCCUUCACUAAGUCCUGGAGUUCUUCAGCUGGGGAAGAUACAUGGUGAUAAAGCUGUGGAGAUUGAAGCUGUACGAAUUCUGGUUCCUAAAGCUGCAAUUAAGCAUGUUGUUCCUACCAAAAAUUCAAAGGUGUCUAAGUCUCUAGGACACCAGAGAGAAACGCUCAGCCAAUCAGAUGGAGUUUCAGAGAAAAAGAAAGAUCUGCUGGAGCUAAAAAAUGCAGUUGAAAAGCUCAGGAACUCAGAAAAAAGGUUGCUGCAGGAUAAAGAAGGCCUUUCCAAUCAGCUCCAUGUACAGACAGAGGUCAAUCGGGAGCUCAAGAAGUUACUUGUUGCUUCUGUUGGGGAUGACCUGCAGUAUCACUUUGAACGCAUGGCACGUGAGAAAAAUCAACUGAUCCUUGAAAAUGAGGCCCUGGGGCGGAAUGUGUCUCAGCUAUCCGAACAGUUAGAGAGGAUGUCUAUACAAUGUGAUGUUUGGCGGAGCAAAUUUCUAGCAAGCAGAGUCAUGACUGAUGAGCUGACUAACUUCAGAGCAAUUCUCCAGCGUCAAACCAGGGAUGCUCAAAGUGCAAUUCAGGGUCUGCUAAGUGAACGGGACCAGUUUCGGCAAGAAAUGAUUGCUACACAAAAAUUGCUGGAAGAGCUGCUAGUUUCUCUGCAGUGGGGGAGACAACAGACUUACUAUCCUAGUGCACAGCCUCACAGUACAGCAGAGCUAGCAGCUGUGAAUCAUAAAUUGGCUAGAGCAGUGACCUCUCAUCUCCUUGGAAAUGCUGAUGCAUCUAACAGUCCCAAAAAGAACUCCUCACCUACAGAACUGUGCAACACUCCUGCUGUGUUAAGAAUGCUGGAUCCUGGUGCCUGUACAGAAGCAUCACCCGAACUUUCUUUGUCUUCACCAGCCUCUUUCCUUUCACCAAAGAAGAAUAUAGGACGAUUUCACCCAUACACUAGAUAUGAAAACAUCACUUUCAACUGCUGCAACCACUGCCAGGGAGAACUGAUAGUUCUUUAAAGUUGGCCAGAAGCUAGAACUGUUGCAUCAGUACACUUUAGCUGGGAUCUACACUGUUAACUCUGUUGCGGUUUGUCUAAAGGGAUGGGCUCCUUUCUGCUUUUAGGCUUGUCAAGAAGUUCUGCUGUCAGUCUAGCGCUUUCAGGAUUGCAUCACAGUGCAGCAACAGGAGCACCACUGCCUGCUUUUCUAGAUGAGACCAGAUUUUACACUGUACACAGUCUCUUAAACUCACACAAUUUAUAUGUGUGAAAGCAAAGAAUAAUAAAUCCCACAAGCAUCAGAUCUUGGACAGAAGCAGAUAUCUGCUGUUCCUUGGUUAAAGUAAUUUAAAAUGGCAAGGAGUGCAGUGUUACAUAUUGAAGUUCUGUUUUAGCAGUCACAUUACCUAAGCAAGUACAAAUCUCUUUCUUUUGAAAGCAACUCUUGGGUAUAAACUGUUUAAACAUCCUCUCAAUUGAGACUGAGUGAAUUCUAGAGUGUAUGAGAUAUUGCACAUGAAAUUGAAACCAAAGAGUAACAGCAUUUAAACUAUUGCAUAUGUGCAUCUAAGUGUGUGAGGUAUCUCUAACACAGGUUUAAUGUGACUUGAAUAAGCAUGUGUGGUGGAGUAUACAUGUAGGAAGCUUCUUCUGGUGCUAUUAGACUUGGAAAGGCUGAUAUUCCAGCUGUACCUCAAGGAACCAAGAUGUGUAUGUUUGUAUUUUUUUCCCCUUUCCGAAUUCAAGUAUGGUAAUAGUUAUAUAAAUCAUGGAUUAAGAAGUGCUUCUGGGUUUGGCUCCCUGUGGUCUGGGUUACAGACUACCUUUACAAUAAAUGUU